AUGGUGCAAAUAUCACAAGACACAUUGCCUAUUCUUGUACUUAUUGCUGUCAUAUUAGCAGGUGUAACAUUUAUUGCAGUUACAAUUGUUAUUAUUUGUUUAUUAUGUAUUAAAUAUCGUUCUUCAAAAAAAUCUACUGAUGAAGAACAUUUGUCAACAAAAUCUUCUACUACUCAUAGUGCUCGUUCGUCACCUGCUCCUUCAUCGGCAUCAUCAUUAUCAGAAGUAUCAGUUAGAUCGAAUUCAACAAAAACUCCUGUAGUGACAAUUCCUAGAAAAAAACAACGACCACCAUCAGUGCCACUAUCAGAUUAUCGUUCCGAUAGAAUUUCUGUUAUAGAUGAAGUUUCUUCGGAUGAUGAAACCACACAUAAACAAGUUAUUAAACAUGACAAAAAACACAAUACGAUAGUUAGAAAUGAUAGUCAAGUAAAUACUCAACGUUAUAUACAAAGACAACAACAAAAACAAGAAAAACCAAUAAAACCAAUAACAGAUGUUCGAUUUAUUGAUCGACAUACACCUUAUCCACCUGAUGUUAUUGAACGUGAACGAUAUAUGAUGGCUAAUCGUGGAUUUCGAAGUACAUAUGAUCAAUAA
Rotaria sp. Silwood1 is the source of this 600-nucleotide messenger RNA. The record is from the annotation of a GenBank genome assembly. Lineage: Eukaryota; Metazoa; Rotifera; Eurotatoria; Philodinida; Philodinidae.